AUGUCUGUCAUGGACAAUCUGCACAAGCCACAUGUAUUAUUCCUUGGCAGUUUUUUGUCAGGAGGUGACACCAUUCCCAAUACUGUUUCCAACUCCUCCUCUCCUAUGGCAGAGUUUGAGUUGCUUCCACAUCAUCCCAAACCACUUCUACUAGACCAGAACAAGUAUCAGGAAUUUCAGACUCAGUUUGUGUUAAAAGAUGCAAUUGUUAUGGGAAAGCCCGGCUUUCCAACAGUAUCGUCCUAUGAGUUCAGGGUAGGCUUAGGUAGCCAGAAAGCGUCCCAACUAGGACUCAGAGAUAAGAGUACCGGUUCAAUGGUAAGGGUGCAGGGUAUAGUACUGGCACAGCGAUCAAAUAAGAAGGUUGCUAAGCAAGGAAAUGCACUUAAUCAAGCCUCUCAGAACCAAGAAACGGAAGGGCAAGGCUCUGAGUCAAGAGAUGACGUCCAAGAAGUGGAGAGUAGAGUCAGAAAGGAACAAGAUGGUUCCAAGUCUUCUGAGGAGAAUGAGCCAUCCAUCAAAUGUUCCAGAAGACAGCUUGAUACCAUCAAAUUCCCAUGGCACAAGAAGCAGGUUAACACCAUUGCCUCUUUGGUGCUGGAUAUCAAGCAGACCUUUGACCAGCUUGAGCGAUUCUCAGUUGACCCCAAGGGAGUUAGAGUUCCAAUACACCUUUCUGUCCUCCUUUGGUGUGGGUCCCAACUGCUGAAUCAGGCUCUAAUGGAGGAGGGAAGUCAGAUCAGGCUAGUGCAGGAGGAAAGAGAUGAGAACCUUGCCACAAGUGGAAUCAGAGCACAUGUCUUAAGUCCUCUGCCAAAUGUUACUUUGUGCAUUGCUGUGACAGAAGGGGAUAUUGCAGAACCCACAAGAAGUCUGAUUUCCCACAUCUCAGGAAAACAGGAGAAGGAUCCAAAUAGGGUCAUUGUGGAGUCUCCUCGCUAUUGA
Suillus paluster is the source of this 945-nucleotide messenger RNA. RefSeq lists its product as uncharacterized. The record is from RefSeq and is a predicted model, not a curated record. Lineage: Eukaryota; Fungi; Basidiomycota; Agaricomycetes; Boletales; Suillaceae. The transcript is spliced from 7 exons. The coding region runs from base 1 to 945 and encodes 314 amino acids.